AUGGUCCGGGAAGCAUGGUACAAGCUGUGGGAGAUCAACGGCGAUCCGGUCCGGGAAGCAUGGUACAAGCUGUGGGAGAUCAACGGCGAUCCGGUCCGCUUCAUCUUCCCGCGCUCCUUCCACCAGCGGAUCCUCAAGCGCUUUCCAGGAACCUUCCAGCAGGUGCUAGACCUGGUGACCAUGGCGAUCAGCUCGCAGGCUGACAUGUUCCAGGGCUCCUUCGGGUCUCUCUUCUCCCUUCAGACCAUGCGCCUGCGCUAUGCCUUCAGCACAGCUUCGUGUAAAGACACAGCCCUGGGGGAUGACUUUCUCUUGCCUGUUGAAACCACCGCUGAUGCCGGCUGGGGGGUGUUCUUGGAUCUCCAGGACAACGGCUUCGCCCAGGCCGACAUGUUCCAGGGCUCCUUCGGGUCUCUCUUCUCCCUUCAGACCAUGCGCCUGCGCUUUGCCUUCAGCACGGCCACGUGCAGGGAUGCGGCUCUGGGGGAUGAUUUCCUCUUGCCUGUGGAUACCACCGCUGAUGCUGGCUGGCGGGUGUUCUUAGACCUUCAGGACAACGGCUUGUGA
Closterium sp. Naga37s-1 is the source of this 567-nucleotide messenger RNA. Lineage: Eukaryota; Viridiplantae; Streptophyta; Zygnematophyceae; Desmidiales; Closteriaceae. The record is from the annotation of a GenBank genome assembly.